Molecule: messenger RNA, 2228 nt
Organism: Capsella rubella
Lineage: Eukaryota; Viridiplantae; Streptophyta; Magnoliopsida; Brassicales; Brassicaceae
Product: protein MICRORCHIDIA 1
Exons: 18
Coding region: 125-2032 (635 amino acids)
Cellular component (GO): nucleus
Molecular function (GO): ATP hydrolysis activity
Source: RefSeq, a predicted model, not a curated record
GACUCUGGAAACAAAAAUUAAACAAAGCAAAAGCCCCUAGUGAUCUUGCAAACAACGCGUUGUCCCAUUGGAAAAUAGGAAAACAUCACGCUGUUUCAUUCGAAUUCGUGUCUCGCCGUCGGUAAUGGCGAAAAAAGUCACCGAUAUCGUGAAUCUUGACAGUGACAGUGACGACGAUGACGGAGGAGGAGGAGGAAGAGGAAGAGGAAUGGUUCAGAGCUUGGCAUCACUGAUGGAGAAUCAGCAAGUUCCGGUCACUGAUGCUGCGGCGGUGGCUCCUCGAGAAACCCUAGAAUGCCGGAGUUUCUGGAAAGCCGGCGAAAACUAUGUGAUCCCUACCGGUGUUACUCCAACUGCUCCAGGUAUGCUUGAGCAUGCUCGAGUUCAUCCAAAGUUUCUUCACUCGAAUGCUACUUCACAUAAAUGGGCUUUUGGAGCAAUCGCUGAGCUACUUGACAAUGCGGUUGAUGAGACACAAAACGGUGCCACCUUUGUCAAGAUUGAUAAGAUCAAUAUUGUUAAAGAUAACACCCCAGCUUUAGUUUUCCAAGAUGAUGGGGGUGGGAUGGAUCCCAAUGGGAUUCGAAAAUGCAUGAGUUUAGGCUACUCAUCCAAGAAGUCUAACACUACGAUUGGACAGUAUGGAAAUGGUUUCAAGACAAGUACCAUGAGACUUGGAGCUGAUGCUCUCGUUUUCAGUCGCUCAACUCGUGGAGGCAAAUCUACGCAGAGCAUCGGUCUUCUGUCUUACACAUUCCUUAGGAGAACUGGUCAGGAUGAUGUGAUUGUUCCUAUGAUUGAUUUCGAUAUAUCCAAUGAUCAGCCUCAACCAAUUAUUUAUGGGUCCUCCGGAGAUUGGUCUACCAACCUUAACAUUCUUCUCAAAUGGUCCCCGUUUUCAACAGUGGACGAGCUUUUGCAGCAGUUUGAGGAUAUUGGAACACAUGGGACAAAAGUGAUUAUAUACAACUUGUGGCUUAAUGAUGAAGGAAUUUAUGAGCUGAGUUUUGAUGACGAUGACGAGGACAUACAGCUCCGAGAUGAAAAUGCCCAAGACGGGAAACGGUUGUACGCUAGAACAUUAGAACUAAGAUCUCAUAUCUCAUACCGCUAUCGACAUUCUCUAAGGGCUUACAUUUCCAUGUUAUAUCUCAAAAAGUUCAAAAACUUCAAAAUUAUUCUUCGGGGAAUCCCUGUGGAGCAAUACAACAUUGCUGACGAAUUCAGACAUCCUGAGACUAUAAUGUACAAACCCCAAGCAACUGCAGUGGAAUAUGCUGCCUCUGAAAUAAAAAUUGGAUUCAUCAAAGAAGCGCCUAAACUUCCAAUUUGUGGUUUUAAUGUCUAUCACAAAAACCGUCUCAUCCGGCCUUUCUGGAAGGUCAUUCAGGAAGGGUCAACGAGAUGCAAUGGUGUUGUGGGAGUUCUAGAAGCAAACUUCAUAGAACCAGCCCAUGAUAAGCAAGAUUUUGAGAGAUCUUCUCUAUUUCAGCGGCUGGAGGCAAAGUUGAAAAAGAUUAUCUCUGAUUACUGGCAAAGCCACUGCCACAUUUUCGGAUACCAAACUCCUCAAAUCCCUGCAGAUAAGUCGAAGAGGAUAGUGAUACCUGAUCCACUGCCAACUGUCAAUACAUCAAAUCCUUCGCCUUUGCCUUCUGAUAAAUUUAGUCAAGGUGGUCCGAUUAUACGUGAAAUCAGUAUUAGUAACGCGACAUCAAGCCGUACAGUUGCUGUUCCAGCGCCACAUAUGAGAAAUUCCACAGGUUUAAGAAGUAACUUCCAAGGCGUGCAGCUCAACCCUCAACCUGCAGCUACCGAUACUGGAAACAACCUCGUUGGCAAGUCAGCGAAUGAGAUAAGCGAAGAGAACUUACAACUCUUCAUGAGGUGCGACGAAUAUAUAAAGAAAGAGAAUGAAAUAGAACAGACGGUAAAGAGCUUGGAAAAAGAACUGGAAGAAAUGAAAAGUAAAUGUGCACAACUUGCUUUGCUUGUGGAUGCUAAGAAGAAGGAGAUGCAACAGCAAGUUUAAUAAAACGUUUACAACAGAGUUUAGUUAAGUUUAGUUAGUUAAUUAGUUUUAGGACAUGGGCUUGUAACGUAAUUGGGCUUUGUGGCCCGAUUAGAUACUAAUAAGCAAAGCAAUGAUGAUGAUGAUGACUGAGAAAAGACGUUUGACGUUUGCUUUUUCUUCUUGUCGAAGCUAAGAAAACAUUUCAGUAGUUUAA